Phaethon lepturus (White-tailed tropicbird) is the source of this 760-nucleotide messenger RNA. It is a transcript of the gene ZDHHC12, whose product is annotated as zinc finger, DHHC-type containing 12. Lineage: Eukaryota; Metazoa; Chordata; Aves; Phaethontiformes; Phaethontidae. The record is from RefSeq and is a predicted model, not a curated record. Gene Ontology annotation, biological process: peptidyl-L-cysteine S-palmitoylation; protein targeting to membrane. The transcript is spliced from 4 exons. The annotation marks the transcript as partial. Gene Ontology annotation, molecular function: protein-cysteine S-palmitoyltransferase activity. Gene Ontology annotation, cellular component: endoplasmic reticulum; Golgi apparatus.
AUCUGCAGAAGCAAGGGGAGAACGGAGAGCUGCUGCAGCCACUCCUCUUCGUCUUACUGGUUUUGUGCUCUGUCCUGCUGUACUUUAAGGUGUCUCUCAUGGAUCCGGGUUUUGUUAAGUCUGAAGAAGAAGUGAAGGCAGGCAAGAGUGAAGAACAAAGCAUGGUGAUACCCCAACUUCCAAGUAUUAUUAAGAUGCGGCGUUGUGGUUACUGCAUGGUGAAGCAACCAAUGCGAGCCAAGCACUGCCAGCUGUGCCAACACUGUGUACGGCGCUACGACCAUCACUGUCGUUGGAUUGAGAACUGCGUAGGAGAGAAGAAUCACCCCCUUUUCAUAGUCUACUUGAGCGUGCAGCUUGUAGUUCUGCUGUGGGGAGGCCACAUCGCUUGGUCAGGCCUCUACUUCGAACAGUCCUGGGACUGGCUGCAGCACAACAUUUUCCUCCUCAUGUCCUUCCUCCUGAUAGUCGUAUUCACCAUGGUUGUCCUGCUGCUGCUUAUUUCACACCUCUAUCUGAUCUCAUGCAACACCACCACCUGGGAAUUCAUGUCACAUCAUCGCAUCCCCUACCUGCGACACUCUGAGCUGGAGAAUCCUUUUGACCAAGGGGUAGUCCUCAACCUGUGGAGAUUCUUCUGUUCAUGCCAACUCACCACGUGGGAGAAAAUCUACUUUCACAGGAACAAUGAGCCUGUCUAGUCACAGUAGUACCUACUUGGUAGGGUGCCAACACAGCUGCAGCUUGCUGGAUAAAGCUU